UCGAAUGGCAAUUUCCUCAUGGAGUGCAAGCUGUGCGGUUAGGGUUUUCAGGGGAGCCAGACGAAAGCCGCACAGCACUUCACGAUCAAGAACAAUUGCCCCAAAAUCUCCGUGGAGCAGAUGGUGGAGAUAUGGAACAAGACAAAGUACGGGUUCGAUCCAAGCCAUGCACGGAAGAUCAUGGACUUUCUGAAGUCUCGUAGGUUGCGAGACAACAGAUGUGGAUCGGGGAGGGAGCCGGCGGGGAAUGAGGAGUUUGAGGACAGCGAGGAGGAGAGGAGGGCGGUCGAGGGUGGAGAUGAUGAUGGUGAGAGUGAUGCAGAGGACAUGGAGGUGCGGCGAGAGGUGGAGCGCGCCAGGGGAAAGUUGAGGAAGGAGAAGGCCGUUGACGAGGACAGCACCCCUGACGAGGACGCUGACACCGACGAUGACGAUGAGGGAGCAGACCUUGGGGCCUCUCUGGAUGGGGGGUUGAUGGGCGAUGGUCGUCGUGGCCAAGAGGGGGCAGCUAGGGCGAUGAAGGAGGUUGUGGGAUCGAAGAAGAGAAAGAGGAAGGCGAAGAUGACUACCACGGAGGCGAUAUCAGCACCUUCUGAGCCCAAAAAGAGCAGAGUUCUUCGACAGACGUCCAUGCUGGAGACCUUCGAUCCAGUGUGGCAACGAGAAUUCUCGGACUCCGUCCUGCAGUGGUGGUACGUGAGCGGUAUCCCAUUCGAGGCGGCGAGGAGGCCGGAGUAUCAUAGGAUGAGGAAGAAGUUGCUCGAGUGUCCGCCGUAUGCACAUCCGGCAUUACCCACGCACCGUGUUAUUUCGUGCAAAGGCAUCCCUCAGCAGCAACGAGUUGUGGCGGACAUGGUGGCGGCCAUCCACAGGGACAUUGAGGCGACGGGAGCGACCAUCCUCACGGAUGGUCGCAAGUCCAUCACGAGCGACCAGAUAGUCAACUUCCUUGCUGCUGGCCCCACGGGCGCGUACCUUUUCAGGACUGUGCAGCGACAUGGUGCUGUUCAGGAGACAGCAGAGGCCGUAGCGGAGCGAUGGAAGGACCUGUUCGACAAGUUUGGUGUCGACAAGGUGAACGCCAUUUGUACUGAUUCCGCGUCUGCGUAUGUUGCUGCGUCCAAGCUCCUCGCCCAGGAGGAAGUCAAGUACAGCCGCAUCACUUGGCUUCCGUAAGCGGUCCAUGUCUGCAACUUGUUGUUGUCAAACAUCGCGAAGGAUGGGCGUCACGGGAGCCUCGGGAAG
Chara braunii is the source of this 1245-nucleotide messenger RNA. The record is from the annotation of a GenBank genome assembly. Lineage: Eukaryota; Viridiplantae; Streptophyta; Charophyceae; Charales; Characeae.